Molecule: messenger RNA, 2151 nt
Organism: Musa acuminata subsp. malaccensis (wild Malaysian banana)
Lineage: Eukaryota; Viridiplantae; Streptophyta; Magnoliopsida; Zingiberales; Musaceae
Product: histone-lysine N-methyltransferase family member SUVH2
Cellular component (GO): nucleus
Molecular function (GO): double-stranded DNA binding; zinc ion binding; histone methyltransferase activity
Source: RefSeq, a predicted model, not a curated record
GGCCGCACGAGUGCCGUCCCACACUCGUCGGACGUCGAUCAUGACCGAAAUUACGUAAAAACCUUCCCUUCGCCAUUUGUCCUUCGCCCUGCACUUUCUUCCCGUUUUGCCCCUCGCCAUGGCCGUCCACUUGUCUGCUCCUUCUCCUCCUCCCCACUCCUGUUCGACGAAAUUAAGUUGAGGUCCCUGAGAUUUGCUGCAUUCCUGCGAUGACCCCCUCGUCGCCGCCUCCCGCCCCGUUCCCGGACCUCAACCUCAACCUCGCGCCGUUCCCCAAGGUCGAGCCCAAACCCGAGCCGCCCGAUCACCACCCGGCUUUGCCCGGCCCGAUCGGUCUACUCGACCCCCUUCACCCCACAUCCGGUCCGAGCCCUAGCCCCAACCACGACGCCGUCGACGAUGAGAGAGCCGCCCUCUUCGCCGAGUACCUCCGCCUCGCCCGCCUCUUUGCCGCCGCCGCUGCCUCCGGCGAUGACCACCACCACCUCUCCCUCGUCACCGCCCCCACGCUCGCGCCGACGCGGACCGCCAACUCUUCCGCCGUCGUCGCCCGCAAGAAGCGGAAGAUCCGGUCGGCGGAUAUGGUCCGCGCCUCCACCCUCGGCCUCCGCGACCGGCUCUACUUCCGCGACGUUGUCCGCCGGACCCGCAUCACGUUCGACUCUCUCCGCUCCCUCCUCCUCCGGGACGAGAACAAAGGCGACGCCUUCGAGGCGAUCUGGGGCAAGAGGAGCCGCGCCGACCUCAAGGCCGCCACCCUGAUGGGCGACCGCGACCUCUGGCUUAACCGAGACAGGAGGAUCAUCGGCGCGAUCCCCGGGAUCACCAUCGGCGAUGUCUUCUUCUUUCGCAUGGAGUUAUGCGUGCUCGGCUUGCAUGGCCAGAGCCAGGCUGGGAUUGACUAUGUUCCAGCUAGCCGGAGCUCUACCGGCGAGCCGAUAGCCACCAGCAUUAUUGUAUCUGGUGGCUACGAGGAUGACGAGGACAGUGGGCUUGUGCUGGUCUACACUGGCCAUGGUGGCCGCGGUCCCAGCAUGUUUAAGCAUUGCACUGACCAGAAGCUGGAAGGGGGAAAUCUUGCACUGGAACGGAGCAUGAAGUAUGGCAUUGAAAUUCGAGUCAUUCGUGGUAUAAAGUCCAAUCGCAGCCCCAUCGGAAAGAUUUAUGUCUACGAUGGGCUUUACAAGAUUGUCAAUUGCUGGAUGGAUGUAGGCAAAUCAGGGUUCGGCAUAUACAAGUACAAGCUUUUGAGAAUUGAAGGCCAGGAAGAGAUGGGCAGUGGGAUUCUCAAGCUUGCUGAGGAUUUAAAAGUGAAUCCAUUGAGUAUGAGGCCAGCCGGUUACUUGAGUCUCGAUAUCUCGAUGGGGAAGGAGAAAUUUCCUGUUUCUUUGUUUAAUGAUAUUGAUGAUGAUCGAGAACCAUUGCUCUUUGAGUAUCUCACUAGUCCAGUGUUUCCUGUCGAAGCUUUUCAAGGGAAGGCAAAUGCUGAUGCAGGAAAUGGGUGUGAAUGCAUCUCCAAUUGCUCAGCCAGCUGCUACUGUGCCCAGAAAAAUGGUGGAGAAUUUGCAUAUGGUGGACAUGGGAUUCUAUCGAGGGGGAAGCCAUUAAUUUAUGAGUGUGGCACCUUGUGCCAGUGCCCACCGAAUUGUCCCAACCGGGUGAGCCAGAAAGGUGUGAAGCAUCAGUUGGAGGUGUUCCGAUCAAAAGAGACAGGGUGGGGAGUGAGAUCAUUGGAUUUGAUUCAGGCUGGGGAAUUUGUUUGUGAAUUUAGUGGCAUUGUGCUAACUAGGCAGCAAACUGAAAUCCUAUCCACAAAAGGCCACUGUUUGGUGCAUCCUGGCCAGUUUCCAGGAAGAUGGGUGGAAUGGGGAGACAUCUCUGAUGUCUUACCCAAUUAUGUGUCACCAAACUUUCCAUGCUUGCCAGGCCUGAACUUCUCAAUAGAUGUUUCACGAUCAAGGAAUGUAGCUUGUUAUCUGAGCCAUAGUUGUAGCCCAAAUGUGUUUGUGCAAUAUGUGCUAUUUGAUCACAAUAAUGUAUUAUAUCCGCAUGUUAUGAUCUUCGCCAUGGAGAACAUACCUCCAUUAAGGGAACUGAGUGUUGAUUAUGGGAUUGGAGAUGAACCUGUGGGGAAGUUAACAAUGUAGCCAA